Phytophthora infestans T30-4 is the source of this 693-nucleotide messenger RNA. RefSeq lists its product as uncharacterized. Lineage: Eukaryota; Oomycota; Peronosporomycetes; Peronosporales; Peronosporaceae. The coding region runs from base 1 to 693 and encodes 230 amino acids. The transcript has 5 exons. The record is from RefSeq and is a predicted model, not a curated record.
AUGCUGCACCAGGGUACGCGAGAACGGGAGAUUAUUGAGCUAAUCCUACGUACCGGACUAGCUCCGAAGAUACUACGCCGAAAACAAAUGGUAUUGCUGCCGAAAACGCCGAAUGUGGACCCAACAUUAGAUGUGUCUAAGGGUUUACCACCACGGCGGCCGAUCACGUUCGUCGAUGGUGGCAUACCACGCAGUCUUCUGCAACACGGAUUCCGGUCGGACAGGUCUGUCAUAGACGCCGCACUAAUGACAACGCUGCUAAUUGAACGAGCAAAGGUGUUGAAGGAGCUACUCCUACUAGUAUCUAAAGAUUGUCUCAAGUGCUAUGACCGUAUCCCCGCGUGGGUUAUAGAGCUCAUAUAUCUCGGACUAGGAGUUCCGGACACCGUGAAAAAACUGAUGAUUGAUCUACUGGGACCAGGUGAAAUUGAAGUGAGAGCAUCGUUCGGAUGGAUUGCCACAGGGGAGCGUGAAUUCGGCAUUGAGCAGCUCGAGAAAUGCGUAGACCCUGUCGUCAUCAGACAUAGUCAGAAAGGCCACGGGAUUAACAUUGCCAGCACCAUGUUUGUGGACGAUCAACUGGACGUGACAGCAUCAUAUAAUGGACGGGUGGAUCGUGCGAGGGUCACCAAUAUGUUUACUGGUAAAUUUGCCACAGGAGGUCCACGGAGCAUUACCCAGCAGUGCACAUAA